This is a messenger RNA of Trichoderma atroviride IMI 206040, 771 nucleotides long. RefSeq lists its product as uncharacterized. Gene Ontology annotation, biological process: proteolysis. Gene Ontology annotation, molecular function: glutamic-type endopeptidase activity. NCBI's taxonomy places the organism in Eukaryota, Fungi, Ascomycota, Sordariomycetes, Hypocreales, Hypocreaceae. The record is from RefSeq and is a predicted model, not a curated record.
AUGAAGUUCAUCACCGGAAUCGCCAUCUCUGCGCUUCUCUGCGCUGACGCUGCGUUGGCUGGAGUUGCGGCUAACCGUGGCCUGGCUCGACGCCUUGCUCGACGCGCUGGUCGCCGCUCAGCGCCUUUCAAGAAUAACACUCUUCACGCGAGCGUUCAAUCCAAUUGGGGAGGCGCCAUUCUCCAGGGUUCAGGCUACAGCGCUGCUUCGGCUACUGUGAACGUCCCAACAGGUGGCGGCGGUUCCAGCGCUGCAGGCACGGCAUGGGUAGGAAUUGACGGAGACACAUGUGACAGUGCUAUUCUGCAGACUGGCAUUGAUUGGUAUGGCGAUGGUACAUACGAUGCUUGGUAUGAGUGGUACCCUGAAUUUUCUGCCGAUUUCUCUGGCAUUGACAUCUCUGCUGGAGAUCAGAUUGCUAUGUCGGUGGUGGCUACAUCUUUGACUGGUGGCUCUGCCACUCUUGAGAAUUUGACCUCUGGCCAGAAGGUGACCCAAAACUUCAGCAAGGUUACUGCUGGCUCACUGUGUGAGACAAGCGCCGAGUUUAUCAUUGAGGACUUUGAAGAGUGCAACGAAAAUGGCAGCGACUGCCAAUUCGUGCCAUUUGCCUCGUUCAGCCCUGCAGUCAAGUUUAGCUCUGCUUCAGCUACCCAGAACGGCAGGACUGUCUCUCUUAGCGGCGCUGUCCUCACCGAGGUCGAAAUCAACAACAAGGAUGUUACCAAGUGCUCAGUUUCCGGCAGCACUCUGACUUGCUCUUAUGUUUAA